CCUGCCAUUUCUGUCGUAAAAUGUUUUACUUCUUCUGUAGUUAAAUACGUCUACUUGCCCUCACUGCAAACAUCAGACAUGGCUUCCUCGUUGAUCUGCGGGGAAACACAGAGCAGAGUGAGUUCGGUUUUGAACAGAGACGUUAAGCAGUUCGGGAAGAAAUACAUGUUCGAUAAUAACGAGGAAACAUGUUGGAAUUCUGAUCAGGGGGACACCCAGUGGGUUGCCUUAGAAUUUCCACAGCCGGUCCAGGUGUCCGAACUGAGGUUGCAGUUUCAAGGGGGCUUUUCCGGAAAAACAUGUAGAAUGGAAGGAUCACCGAAAGAUGGAAGCUUUUCAAAAAUCGGUGAUUUUUAUCCAGAAGACGACAAUUCAGCACAGAGCUUUCCCAUUCGUGAGGCCCCUGUGGUGCACAAGCUAAAAAUAGUGUUUGAGAACAGUGCCGACUUUUUUGGGAGAAUUAUUGUUUAUUCCUUAGAUGUCCUCGGGGAGAAAGCUUCGUGACGUUCUUGGAUGAGAGAGGAGACAGAACCAGAGGACCAUGUAGGGUGGGAGGUGAUGCAGAGGAACAGGGGUUUAUGGUGGCACUACCCAUAAACUGAGACACAGGAGAGGAAUGUGGAACCAACAUGACCUGGUUAAGAUCGUUACUUUUUUCAUUUCUUAAACAAGAGGACUUCUGCACAGACUCAAUGUCAGGAUUUUUUAUUGGUGUUGAGUGUAAAUACAUUUUUGAAUUUGGAAAGAUUAUGAAGCAGAGAUUGUGCCUUGCAAAUGGCAUGCCUUCCCAGACAAAUAUAAAAAUGCAUGGUUUGGUUUUCAAGCUUGAUUACUAUUCAUUUGUGCUUUUGUUUACAAAAUAAACUUGAACUUGAAUUAACAAAUGUUUGGCCCUCAGACCAGUCAAAUGCUGUAUAAUGAAUUGAGUGGGACACAAAAA
Molecule: messenger RNA, 940 nt
Organism: Osmerus eperlanus (European smelt)
Lineage: Eukaryota; Metazoa; Chordata; Actinopteri; Osmeriformes; Osmeridae
Gene: nr2c2ap
Product: nuclear receptor 2C2-associated protein
Exons: 5
Coding region: 79-504 (141 amino acids)
Source: RefSeq, a predicted model, not a curated record